Messenger RNA from Rhodotorula graminis WP1, 1428 nucleotides. RefSeq lists its product as uncharacterized. The transcript is spliced from 3 exons. Bases 89 to 1393 code for a protein of 434 amino acids. Gene Ontology annotation, cellular component: cytoplasm. NCBI's taxonomy places the organism in Eukaryota, Fungi, Basidiomycota, Microbotryomycetes, Sporidiobolales, Sporidiobolaceae. The record is from RefSeq and is a predicted model, not a curated record.
GCCCCUCGUCCUCGCCAACCUCCUCCUCGUCGCCCUCAGGCUCCCCACCUCGAGGCCACGUCGGCUCGUCCGCAACCUCGCAGGCGCCAUGCCGCCCACUAUCGACCUCUUCGUCACCUCGAUCCUGUCCAACCCGGCCAUCCGCGGCCGCCACGAGCGCGUCAGGCGAGGCCUCACGUCGCUCCGAAUCGCAUAUUGUGAACACGACGUCGCGGCCGACGAGGCGGCCAAGUCGCUGUGGAAACGCAAGGCGAGGAACGGCAACGAGCUGCCGUUCCUCCUCGUCGACGGCGAGCCCGUGGGCUCGGUCGAGGAGUUUGACGAUGCGGUCGAGUUCGGCGAGCUGCGCCAAUUCCUUCGCCUCGAUGCCGCACCGUCCGCCGUCCCGCCUCAAGCAUCAUCAGCCGAGUCGACCGCUGCCCCGGCAGGCGCCGAAACCUCGAGCGGCAGCACCGCAUCCUCUACAAAACCCUCCAUCGACGACUUUGCCUCGCUGUCCCUGUCGCCGUCCGAGCUAGACGAGCUCGCGCGCGAGAUCGCCUCGGGUUCGACCUUCUCGUCCGGCCUCGGCACCCUCACCCCUCUCGACGCCCCUCGCGCCGCCCCGCUCAACUUCUCGCACGCGACCCGCACGAUCGAGCCCGUCCUGCCGUCGACCGCGCCGCUCAAGUUUGAGCGCGUCAACUUUCAGCGGCCGCUCCCCGACCGACCGCUCGCGAGCGAUGUUGCGCGCGACGAGCUCGAGGGGAUCGAGACGGACGACCUCGGCGAGGACGAGCUCGACAAGCUUGCGCGCGAGCUCGAGGAGGAGGAGGACGAGCGGCGCCGGCUGCGCGACGCGCAGGGCGAGGCCCGCAUCGAGCCGCCGCCGCUGCCCGAGAAGCCGGCGGCGACCGACGAGCCCGUCAUCGCGGCCAAGGUCGCCGACCCGCCCGUACCGCUCAAACUCCCCGCCGAGCUCGCAGGCGCGACCGCCGUCGGCGGCGCGGGCGGCGCAGCGCUCUCGGCGCCCCUCGUCGACGUCACGACGCUGCGCCUCUCGCCGCACGAGCAGGCGACGCUCGCCGACAUGCCGUCGCCGAGCGGCGCGACGCUCGAGGUGCAGCCCGUGAGCGCGCUCGAGCGUGCCGGGCCGCUGCCUGAGGCUGCAGAGGAGGAGGGCGAGCCGGGGCGGGCGGCGGCGGGUUCGUCGCGCACGAGCAAGCGCGAGGCGGACGAGAUCAGGGCGGAGCUCAACCUCGAGGGCGCGAUGGGCGGACCGGCCAAGGUCAGCGAGAUGCCGCAUUUCGGCGCCCAGGACCUGUCGCCGUCGCCGUCGCAGCAGCAGCAGCAGGAAGGCAGUGACGAGCUCGUCGAGAACGUCGCAGCGGCGAUUCGUGGAGGAGACCUGUAGUCACUGUGCAACCUCCUCUUUCGCGCUCUCUCUGU